Ictalurus punctatus (channel catfish) is the source of this 3524-nucleotide messenger RNA. RefSeq names its product muscle RAS oncogene homolog b (gene mrasb). NCBI's taxonomy places the organism in Eukaryota, Metazoa, Chordata, Actinopteri, Siluriformes, Ictaluridae. The record is from RefSeq and is a predicted model, not a curated record. Gene Ontology annotation, molecular function: GTPase activity; GDP binding; GTP binding. Bases 433 to 1152 code for a protein of 239 amino acids. The transcript is spliced from 6 exons. Gene Ontology annotation, cellular component: plasma membrane. Gene Ontology annotation, biological process: signal transduction.
GUUCACCAUUUGCGCAUUUGUUUAUGGUUACAGGCAAGACUAUUAGCAGGUGUUUUUUCCUUUUGAACGACAUCCAUCGUUUAGUCCAUAACAGACAAAACAACAGUUUAAGAGCGUUCCGUGAAGGAUUAUAUUUGUCGGUGAAGUUAUGAAUACCCCUUCCCUUCCUCCUAAAAUGUACGUGUGUUUUAAUUGUAACGGCUGUUGCGGUGUGAGGAACUGAAACACUUGAAGCGGAUGGAUGAAGAGCUCUCUGUUCUGGGAGAGAUAACACUCUACAAACUAAGGUGAAAAAACAAACAAACAAACAAACAAUAAAACAACGCAACGACACCGCCUGGGUUUCAACUGGAAUGUUUACUUCAGCGUCUCCUCAAAAGGACUUUGUCAUCCGCAUAUGGUGUCUUCUCUUUAAACGGUGUAGCAGUCUCCAUGGCGACGAGCACUGUGCCCGGGGACAACCUGCCCACUUAUAAGCUGGUGGUGGUGGGUGACGGCGGCGUGGGCAAGAGCGCCCUCACCAUCCAGUUCUUUCAGAAAAUCUUUGUGCCUGAUUACGACCCGACCAUCGAGGACUCCUACCUCAAACACACAGAGAUCGAUGGACAGUGGGCCAUACUGGAUGUACUGGACACAGCAGGCCAGGAGGAGUUCAGUGCUAUGAGAGAGCAGUACAUGAGGACUGGAGAUGGUUUCCUCAUAGUGUUUUCAGUGACCGACAAGGCCAGCUUUGAGCACGUGGACCGUUUCCAUCAGCUCAUCCUGAGAGUGAAAGACAGGGACUCCUUCCCGAUGGUCCUCGUUGCUAAUAAAGUCGACUUGGUGCAUUUGCGCAAAAUCACAAGCGAACAGGGGAAGGAGAUGGCGAUGAAACACAGCAUCGCAUAUAUCGAGACGAGCGCAAAGGACCCGCCCAUGAACGUGGAUAAAGCCUUCCAUGAGCUCGUGAGAGUGAUUCGCAGGUUCCGGAGAGGGCCCAGAAGAAGAAAAAAACAAAAUGGCGUGCUGACAGGCCGUCCGGAUCAGCCAGGCUUCACUGUGUCCUACUAUGACUGUUUGUUUCUCUCUGGGCACGUCAACCACGCGAUGAUGGCUUGGACUGUUAAAACACACACACACACACACACACACACACACCACAGAGCUCCUUAAAUGUAAUAAUACUGCACACAGUGUUUUCACUUCUGUCCAGCCAAUUCAGGAGACAAAUCUUGCCAUCCAGUGUUCUUAAGGUGUGUUAUUAAAAAAAUGGUUUAAUAGAAAAAUCCAUUGCUCCGUUUUAUGCCCAAUCUCCUAAACCGGUCGUCGACUCAUUUGGAAGACGGAACGAGUCCAGGAAUCGAGCGCCGUUUCACUCGGAGAACGAUUCAGAGACGCCCCCGACGAGGCCUUGUUUUUGUACACGUUUGUACCUUUUUUUUUGUGUGUGUUUUGUCCCAUUAUUGUAAAACGAUCCUUUAACAGCACAAGGAUUUGUUAGCUCAGAUUUUUACUGCGCCACGAGGAAACAAAGGCCUUCGAGUGAACGAGAUGGUGGAUGAACUUUUAUAAAUACCGAGACGGAAUUAACCAUCUAUUCUGUAAGUGCCGCUAAACGCAGAAGCCAUUGCUCAAAGCCAUUUUGCUAAUUUCACACCAAAACGCACGAAUCACGUUGCUGGAGUUCGGAACUGCUAGUGUUUGUGUAAACGCACUUAAGGAGCAUCAGGUAACUAGCAAAUGUACUGGGUAAUACAUUGCAAUUUUAGGUGGCGCAUCGUUUAUUGUAGGUGGCAGUCGGUAGCGUUGCUGCCUCACGGUUCCAGGGUCCUCCGGUUCGAUCCUGAGCUCAGGUUACUGUUUGUCUGGAGUUUCACAUGUUCUCCCAAAGUUCUCCGGGUCCUCCAGGUUUCUUCUCACUGUCCAGGUAGGCGGAUUAGCUAUGACAAACGGUGUCAGGAUUUAUUCCUGGGAAAGACUUCAGAUCCGCCGCAACCCUGACCGAGACGAACGAACGCGUCGCGAAUCGAGGUCGGCACGGAGAUGGAGUUUGGACUGUACAAAUCAACCGUAUCGCAUAAACCAAAUCUUUUUAAGACAUCAGUUUCGGUUUAUCGGCUUCACAGCUAAUCGAGCAUGUUUAGUCAUCCGGUAACGCAAUAGUACACGUUUCCCGGAAGAAACCCAGAGGAAUGUUUGCUAAUCUCUUGAAUGUCAGUGAAGAAUCAGAUCAGUGUACCACAAACGCUGUCAUUGCACAAACUGUUCCACGUAACGGUGUAACGGUGUAACAGUACUGUUACAGUUUCCCGUUUUCUUUAUUAUUAUUAUUAUUAUUUUUUAUCUUGUUUUUUAAGAACGAUCCACUCACCUUGAACUUUGUACUUACAGUAUGUUCAUCUCAAACACACUGCUGCUUUAUUUAAAGCUUUGCGCUUGCUUGUGAAGUUUUGUGAAAGAAUUGUCUCUUGUAUUGGCUUUUUUUUUUCUCGGGGGUGGGGGGGGGGGUUUCUUGUUAUAGGGGCAGCUUUUUAAGGUGUUUGAAUGUAAAGCUUAUCAAUUGUGCUGUUUUAUGUUCAGCCAAAUAAGCAGUGGCCAUUUUCUUUGUGAGAGCUGUGUAUUGUUUUAACGUCGUACGCAAUGUUCGUGUGUACCGUUCGUCGUCAAUUUUGCACCAAGGAGGUACUUUUAUCUUAUUGAUUGUGAUUUUGAUUUGAUUUUUUUUAUUUUAUUUUUUUUUUACCAAUUUUGGAAGUCUGUGGACUGAAUGUCGAUACGCUGUAUUUGCAAUUUUAGUAGAAACCUAGAGCAAGAAAUGUACUAGCAACAGUCAUUUUGCUACUGUUUUUCUAAUUAUUAUUAUUAUUAUUAUUAUUAUUAUUAUUAUUAUUCGUUAUAUUCAAGUAUGUGUGUGAUGAGCUAUAAGUAUAAAAGCUAUACUAUAAAAGAAGGGAAUGUUUGCAAGAAGCAUUGUGAGUAUUUCUACUCUUAAGAAUUAAAACAAGGCCUUGUGACGAGUCACAGCCUUUUAUAUCUGAUUAUUGUGUUUAGUUUUUUUUUUAAACGUCAUGAUUUCAGCGGCUUCUCUACACGUUACUGUUUGUAAUAUUGUUUGUUUUUCAAUACAGCUGACAAACAUUUUUAUUAACGGUCAAAAUGAAGCGUAUUUCAUUUCUUCGCAUUUGUUUUUGCCUGGAUAUUUUAGGUUCGAGUCAAAGGCCUGAAUUAAUUAAUGAACUCAUUAAUACAAAUUUGUCAAGGCAAUAACAGAAUGGGACUGGGAAGUUCGAACUGGGAAGGCUGGGAAGUUCUACUGCUGUAAAUGGAAUAUUGUUGAUUUUUUUUUUUCUUCUCUUUUCCCCUUUGCUUGUAGAUGCACGUGAACGUUGCUAUCUUUGACGGGAUCGGGAAAUAAAGCAGCACUGGUACUUUGUAUUUUAGUAUCUACCUAAUCAUUUUGACUGUUACUCGCUGCAUUGUAAAAGUAAAGUUCAAAACACUACAUCUCUUUAAAAUAAUAAAUAUGUCUAAAGUCAUAAGUCAAA